AUGGCUGCGAACGAGUCAACAUAUCAAUUCGCUUUGACAGCAGAAGAAUGUGCGAUUAUACGAGCUAUACGGGCUGUUGAGCGAAGCAUCAUGCCCACCAAGCAGAUGACGUUACAUCAAAAGCUGGAACUCCACCUCACAGACCAAGACGGAGACUCAUUGGGCAGCUGUGAGGUCAACCCCGAGAACAUGGUGAUGGAGUUUGUCAGCGCAGCAGCCGGGUUUCUGAAUGAGUUAGUGGGGAAACCUGUUCAAAAAAAGAAAGCGCGGGUUGAGGCCGACAAUGGUGUUCACAUUGACGACUGCGACUCUGUUCUGGGCUCAGAGACCCAGGACUCCCCUACCCAGGACUCGCCUGACAACUUGCCGCCUGAGCAGGCUGCUGGAGGAAAGACCGCGUCGUGGGAGGCGAUAAGAGAGGCCAAUAUCCCACCUUGUGUUAAGGAAAUCAGUUUCACUAUCAAUGACGAGGAUCUGGUUCCAGAACUCCGCGAAAAACUGAAGUCUAGCUAUUCCGGUGUUACCAUCGUAUCAUCAGGCAUAGUAACCGAGAAAGAAAGGGCCUGGAAGGCUCUGACGACAGAGAGACCCGACGGGAUCAAGCAAAUGAUCAUCGAGCUCGACGAGACAGAGAUUGCCCAAACCCCGGAGCUAGAAAGCAACCUUCGGAAGAUGUACCCAUGGGCGAUGAUCGAAGCAAGGCCCGGUCCAAACAUAUCCCGAAAGCGUGCGAGAAGGAUGACGGACAGCAAUGUUGCGACACCACAUAGGCCAGACCCAGUCAAACACAUCGAAGACUUCGCCGCUUACGUUAUAGAGUCACCCUCUGAGGACGAGUUUGGCUACAAGUAUCCCAUAGGCGAAGGCUGGGAUCGUCUUCCGUACUCGCGGAAAUUUGAGAUUGCCCAUGCGCGGGCGAUCCAACACUAUCACGGCAAGGUAGUUGAUGGCAAAGGAUGCGGCUACUGUGAAGCCCAUGGUUAUCACUGUAAAGUCUAUCUGCCACAACUUGGCAACUUGUCUCAUAUGACGUUUGGUCAUUCUUGCCAGCACUGCCGGCUCAGGCAAAUACAAUGUGACCUUCCUGCUGCCAUGAAAGAUCAUCCGAACACGCCUAGAGCACCAAGCAUGCUCAGGCUUGAUACGCAGAACACACAUCACCACGGAGAAGCAGUCAGUACUCCACCUACGACGACCACAUCCAGAUCCCUGGCAUCGAGAAUAACGGCGCCCGAUAGAAUACUACCUGAUGCCGGAGAAGAGGAGGAUGAUAACAAUGAUACUCCGGAUAUUCUGGAACUGGCAGACAUGCUCCAACUCGUCGAGAGUUCAAAUCUCAAGGUGAGAAGAGUUAUCUAUUCGAUGUACGAAGUCUUGAGGGAAACAAACAAAGUUGAGCCAUUCGGAAUGUAUCCCUCAACUCUCGCUCAGUAUUACGAGAACCUGAUCAAUCUUUACAUACUCACAUAUCUGCGUGAAGAGUACGAUUUGGCCUUUGUCGUUUUGCUUCGUUUCCAGAGUACAAAUUGCCAGGAGAUGACACAACUACCCACCAUAGACACCGUCGUACGCGCUUUUGAGCACCUUCCAACCCAUGCUCCGCUUUGCCGUUGGAUAGAAAUAUCUUACAGUUUUCUCUGGGAUACCCAAGCACAGGGUGAAUGGGACGUGUUUAUCAACACAAACCCAGAUGUGAAGCCAAAGUUCCAUUCACUUGCCAAGCUUCUCCAUGGAAUCUGCUACAUACGUGAUCCAUUCACUACUGGAGGCGAUAUCGCAGUGCGGAAGCGAUGGUGUGAGGUUCACAACCAUCUGGCGGAGGCACCUCACCAGAAAAGGGCUUGCGAAAGGGUGACGGCAGAGUUUGGGGACUCUGCCGAAGAGGCAGAGAAAAGGUGGAAACAGCACGAGAUACAGCAGGCAAAGGAGAAGCUGGCACUUUUAGAGAACGGCAACAGAUGGGGUGAUACCAUAGGCUCUAGUACACCACGUGUUGGCGAAAAGAGAAGAGCUGAAAGUUUCGCAAUGUCGAGACCCUUUAGAGGCGGCAGGGGAGGGCGAGGUAGAGGGCGAGGGCGGGGUCCAAGCAGAUGA
This is a messenger RNA of Alternaria burnsii, 2094 nucleotides long. RefSeq lists its product as uncharacterized. The coding region runs from base 1 to 2094 and encodes 697 amino acids. The transcript has 2 exons. NCBI's taxonomy places the organism in Eukaryota, Fungi, Ascomycota, Dothideomycetes, Pleosporales, Pleosporaceae. The record is from RefSeq and is a predicted model, not a curated record.